Messenger RNA from Aplysia californica (California sea hare), 3750 nucleotides. Its product is annotated as FACT complex subunit SPT16. Lineage: Eukaryota; Metazoa; Mollusca; Gastropoda; Aplysiida; Aplysiidae. Gene Ontology annotation, cellular component: FACT complex. The record is from RefSeq and is a predicted model, not a curated record. Gene Ontology annotation, biological process: transcription elongation by RNA polymerase II; positive regulation of transcription elongation by RNA polymerase II. The transcript has 25 exons. Gene Ontology annotation, molecular function: nucleosome binding. Bases 438 to 3599 code for a protein of 1053 amino acids.
AGUCGUAACGAUAGGCGAUUUUUCUAUUGCUUCUAAAUAAUCAAAGGGUGAUUUUACAAUGAAACUUAAAAUCCAACAGGUCUAUUAAUUUUAACCACAAUGAUAAUAUUAUUUCGUAUACUAAUAACGGCUGGACUGGAAUCACUUUUUAAUCAAAAUAGUGUCAAAGGUCACCCAAUAGAAGACCCAUGAGUUUGUGACGUUUAUUUAUAUCCCGCCAUAUUUUUUCCGCGGUAGGCCUAGGUCUUGGCUAGGAUAUUGCUUACUGGGCCUAUUAUUGUCUAGCUAGUACUACCAUUGCCCAGGUGUCAAAAUACCAGUGAACGGUAGAUUUAGAUCUAGUUGAUUGGAGAGUAAAGGUGCGCCGAAAACUGCACUUUGUGCUUCUCUUGUUCUCUUUACCUUUUAAAGAGAGAGAGAGAGAGCGGUUUGAAGCCAUGAGCAUCAAAGUUGACAAAGAUGCCUUCUUCAGGCGAAUGAAGAAAGUUUAUUCCGCAUGGGCGAAAGCGACUGGAGAUGAAGGGUUGGGCAAAAUGGACGCGCUUGUCACGGCUGUGGGUGUGGAUGAAGACAUCAUCUACUCAAAGAGCACAGCGUUGCAGACAUGGCUGUUUGGUUAUGAGCUUACAGAUACAAUCAUGGUGUUUUGUGAACAAGUCAUCUGUGUCCUGGCCAGCAAGAAAAAGAUUGAGUUCUUGAAACAGUUGGACAGCUCGAAGGAAAAUGAUCAGGGAAUUCCCAGCCUAAAGCUUAUCACACGCGAUAAGGGAGACAAGGAAAAGGACAAGGCAAACUUCCAGAAGAUGAUUGAGUACAUAAAGAAAAGUAAAAAGGGCAAAACAGUGGGAGAAUUUAACAAAGACAAGUAUCCUGGAGAGCUUAUGGAGGCCUGGAGAAACGCACUGAAAGGUGCUGGCUUUGAGAAGGUGGAUGUUUCUGGCCAGUUUGCUUACAUCAUGGCGCCGAAAGAAGAGUCGGAAGUGAAGACAAUCCAGAAAGCAAGUCAAGUGACCUGUGACGUCUUCAACAAUUACCUCAAGGAACAGAUUAUGGAAAUCAUUGAUGCUGACAAAAAAGUGAAGCACUCCAAAUUGUCAGACGGUGUGGAGCAGGCUCUGCAGAACAAAAAAUACGUCUCUGGAGUGGACACCGGUCAGCUGGACGUCUGUUACCCAGCCAUCAUCCAGAGUGGCGGGAAGUACAGCCUUAAGUUCAGUACGACCAGCGACGACAGCAACGUCCAGUUUGACGCCAUCGUCUGCACAAUGGGAGUCCGCUACAAGUCUUACUGCUCCAACAUUGUCCGCACGCUGUUGGUGAAUCCAGAGGAGCCUCUCCAGAAAACGUAUGAGUUCUUGGUGCAAGUGGAAGAGGAGAUCAUCUCCAAACUGCAGCAUGGAGUGAAACUGAGCGAGGUUUAUGAAGCCGGGGUAGCAUUUGUCAAGAACGAGCACCCAGAGCUGGAGGCCAAGAUGGUGAAGAGUUUUGGCUUUGCCACCGGCAUUGAGUUCCGAGAGGCUUCACUGCUCGUUGCUCCUAAGACAAAAGCUCCUGCAAAGAAAGGUAUGGUCUUCAACAUUAGUGUUGGUUUCUCGGACCUGGCGGCAAAGGAAGGUAAAAAGGCAGCUCUGUUUCUCGGGGAUACAGUCAUGGUGAAUGAGGGUGCCCCAGCCACAGUUCUCACCAGCAUCAAAAAGAGGCUGAAACACGUUGGUAUUUUCCUCAAAGAUGAUGAUGAGGAAGAGGAGGAGGAAGAGAAUGAUCUUGAGAAAGAAGCAGAAGAGUUGCUUGGACGAGGUCGGAGGACAGCCAUGGUUGAAAGUAGGACAAGGACUGAGGCACCAGGUGAAGAGAAAAGACAGCAGCAUCAAAAAGAACUUGCUCAGAGGCUCAAUGAGGAGGCGAGAGAGAGACUGAGGGGGUUGACUUCCGGAGGAGAGGACAAGAAGGCGCGGAAGUCAAAUGUGUCCUACAAAAGUUCAAAUCAUUUCCCGGAUGAGGCAGAAUGCAGGGACCUCAAGCUGUUUGUAGAUAAAAAGUAUGAAACCAUUGUCCUUCCCAUUUUUGGUUCUGCUACGCCAUUUCACAUCUCCACCAUCAAGAACAUCAGUCAGUCUAUCGAAGGAGAAUACACAUACCUGAGAAUCAACUUCUUUCAUCCGGGAUCAACUCUGGCCCGCACAGAAGGAAGUUCUUUCCCCAACCCUGAUAUGACAUUCUUAAAGGAGAUCACAUACCGCAGCUCCAACACAAAAGAGCCAGGAGAGAUUUCAGCUCCAUCGUCCAACUUGAACACAGCCUUUAGAUUGAUCAAGGAAGUACAAAAGAGGUUCCGCACAAGAGAAGCAGAAGAGAGGGAGAAAGAGGGCAUUGUGAAGCAAGACACUCUGAUCAUCAACCCAAACAGGGGAAACCCAAAGCUCAAAGACCUGUACAUCAGGCCCAACAUUGUCUCCAAGAGAAUCUCGGGAACGUUGGAGGCCCACACAAACGGUUUCCGCUUCACGUCAGUGCGGGGGGACAAGGUGGACAUCCUGUACAACAACAUCAAACACGCUUUUUUCCAGCCCUGCGACGGCGAGAUGAUCAUUUUAUUGCACUUCAACCUGAAGAAUGCCAUCCUGUUUGGCAAGAAGAAGCACAUUGAUGUCCAGUUCUACACGGAAGUUGGUGAGAUCACGACAGAUUUGGGCAAACAUCAGCACAUGCAUGACAGAGAUGAUCUUCAUGCUGAGCAAGCGGAACGAGAACUGAGACAGAAGCUGAAAUCUGCCUUCAAAAGUUUCUGUGAGAAGGUGGAGGGGAUCACCAAACAAGAAGUGGAGUUCGAUUCUCCAUUCAGGGAGCUCGGUUUCCACGGCGCUCCGUUCAGAAGCACUGUUUUGCUACAACCAACGAGUGGAUGUCUCGUCAAUUUGACGGAGUGGCCUCCCUUUGUGGUGUCCCUGGAAGACAUCGAGUUGGUCCACUUUGAGCGUGUGUCCUUCCAGUUGAAGAAUUUUGACAUCGUCUUUAUCUUCAAGGACUACAGCAAGAAGACAGCCAUGAUCAAUUCAGUCGCAAUGAACAUGUUAGACCAUGUUAAAGAAUGGUUGAAUUCUUGUGACAUCCGCUACACUGAGGGCGUUCAGACGCUGAACUGGACCAAGAUCAUGAAGACCAUCACAGAUGACCCCGAAGGGUUCUUUGACAACGGAGGCUGGUCAUUCCUUGGUCCGGAGAGUGAGGCCGAAGAAGAAAACGAUGAGAGCGAAGAGGGUGAUGAAAAUUUCCAACCCUCGGAGGGCGGCACAGAUCUUGAAGAAAGUAGCGAAGACGACAGUGAGGAAAGCAACUGGGAGGAAGAGGAUGAUGAAGAAUCAGGGUCGGAAGAAUUGGGAUCAAGCGAGGAGAGUGGUAAAGACUGGGAUGAGCUGGAAGAGGAAGCUCGCAGAGCGGACAAAGAGAAAGACGAGGAAAUCCCCGAGCACACGAGCUCCCACAAACACCGGCCGCACCACAAGAGCAGCAGCAGCAGUAGCAAGCACGGACACAAGCGAGGCCGCGACAGCAGCAGUGGGAAGAGCCACUCCCCACAGAAGAAGAAGUCGCGGCGAUGAACGCUCAGUCGCUUGUUCCGUGUUGUUGAUCAAAAUGUUUUUCUAUUUUUGUUCCUAUUCGCAUCACAUUGUGUUUGUAGGAGACAAAUACAAACUUGAAAAAGACUGAACAGCUCUGUGGGUUAUUUUUUACUUCCUUCAAGUAAGAAGG